GCUGAGGGUGUGGGUCCCGGCGGUGAGGGCUGAACAGCCCUGGGGUGUGGGGAGACAAAGGGAUCCAAGUCGUGUCUUUCCUGCUUUGGGAAUCGGUGUCCCGGCUGUCUGUGGAACAUCAGAGAAGGUAUGGACUCUGAGCCACAGAAACAGGAUCCAGUAGAGAAGAACCAAGUGUGAUGUUGAAUCUGCUAGAGAGGUUCCUGGAGCAAGAGUGAAGAGAUCAGGCCCCAUCCCUGGGACAUUUUAGAUAUGACUUGGAAAGAACAAGAAAAGACUGAACUUUUUACAGAUAAUUUUUGUAAUAUAUGUGGAGUGGUGCUGCAGUUUGAAUCACAAAGGAUUUCACAUUAUGAGAGUGAAAAACAUGCUCAAAAUGUUAGGUUUUAUUUUCAAAUGCAUGGGGAACAAAAUGAAGUGCCUGGUAAGAAAAUGAAGAUGGAUGUUAGGAAUUUUCAGAUGCAUAGGAGUGAAGUAGUGGACAGAAACAAAUUUUGUGGUCUCUGCAACAUCAUUUUUAGCUCCCCUGUUGUUGCUCAGUCUCACUAUGUGGGGAAAGUCCAUGCUAAAAAACUGAAGCAAUUAAUGGAGGAGCAUGAUCAGGUAUCUCCAUCAGGAUUUCAGCCAGAGAUGGGUGUGCCUAUUACUACUUCUGCAGAGUCAACUUUUCUGAAGCCCCUUGUUGUCAAGCCUCCUCCAGCUGGGAUUAAAGACGAGACUAUGCCUUCCUCUUCCAGCAGUGCUUUGGAUUUGAAUAAUCCAAACAAGUAUUGCAAGCUCUGUCCUGCUUCCUUUAAUAGUCCAUUAAUGGCCCAACAACAUUAUGUUGGGAAAAAACACAAAAGAAAUGAAGCUAGGAAGAAGUUUGUAGCCAAGAUAAGAGAGAAACCUCUUCCAGCAAAAUCAGAUGCAAACGCAUUUAGUAUGAAAACCUACGUUUGUCAUAUUUGUAAUAUCACCUUUACAUCUUUAGAAAUGUUCCGGUCCCAUAUGCAAGGAAGUGAACAUCAAAUUAAAGAAUCCAUUGUUACCAAUCUAGUGAAGAAUCCGAAGAAGCCGCCAGACUCUUACCAAGAUGAAAGUACAGAUUACAUCAAAGUACAGAAAGCCAGAGGACCAGAACCAAAGACUUGUUUCAGAAAGAUGGAAGAGACUUCUUUGGAAACCUGCAGGUACAGAGAAGCGGUUGAUUCCAGAUCCAGACAUAGAAUGUUUGAACAAAGACUCCCAUGUGAGACUUCCUGGACAUACCCAGGAUCAUGCAAUAUUUCACGAACAAUGGAAAACCAGUUACCUCAUUGCUUACCAGCUCACUCAAAGAACACAUAUGACUCUUUCCAAGAUGAACUGGAAGAUUAUAUCAAAGUGCAGAAAGCCAGAGGACUAGAUCCAAAGACUUGUUUCAGAAAGAUAAGUGAGAGCUCUGUGGAAACCCAUGGGUACAGAGGAGUUGAUUCUGGACCCAGACCAAGAAUGUGUGAGCGAAGAUUUUCAUUUGAGACUUCUCAGACCUCCCAACGACCAUACAGUACUUCACCAGUGGAAAGCCAAUUACAUCACUGGUUACCAGCUCAUUCAGAGAGGUCAUAUGACUCUUUCCAAGAUGAACUUGAGGAUUAUAUCAAAGUGCAGAAAGCCAGAGGACUAGAGCCAAAGACUUGUUUCAGAAAGGGAAGAGAUAGCUCUGUGGAAACCCAUAAAUACAGAGAAAUGGUUGAUUCCAGACCCAGACAUAGAAUGUUUGAGCAGAGACUCCCAUUUGAGACUUUCCAGAAUUACCCAAGAUCAUCCAAUAUUUCACAGGCAGCGGAAAACCAGUUACCUCAUUGCUUACCAGCUCAUGACAGCAAACAGAGAUUAGACUCUAUGACCUACUGUCAACCCACCAGAGACUAUUUCCCAGAAAAACCAGUACCCCUGAGCCUUAGUCAGCAGGAAAACAAUUCUGGCCCAUACAGUGUAGAAUCUGAAGUUUACAAGCACCUCUCCUCAGAAAACAAUACCAGUGACCAUGAAGCAAGUCAUACGCGGAAACAUCAGAAGAGAAGAAGGCACCUGGAGGAAGGUGAAGAAAAGCCAGAGAAGGAGCAGUCGAAGCAUAAAAGGAAAAAGAGUUAUGGGGAUACAGAUCUAGACAAGGACAAGAGCAUCCAGGAAAGGAAAAGAGAGGGAGAUAAAGUCAGUUCAGGAAAGCUUAAGCAUCGAAAAAAGAAAAAAAGCCAUGGUGUUCCCUCUAAGAAGGAAGAACAUAAGCACAAGAAAGAGAAAAAGAAAUCUGUUGAAGAAAAGACAGAAGAGGAAAUGCUUUGGGAUGAGUCUAUUCUUGGAUUUUGAACUUUUAGCUUUGUUUACCCAACGAGAAAUCGGUUAAGAAUAGGGGAAUUUAGACAAAGACAGGAACAUCCAAUGAAGAAAA
Molecule: messenger RNA, 2416 nt
Organism: Eubalaena glacialis (North Atlantic right whale)
Lineage: Eukaryota; Metazoa; Chordata; Mammalia; Artiodactyla; Balaenidae
Gene: ZMAT1
Product: zinc finger matrin-type 1
Exons: 8
Coding region: 253-2334 (693 amino acids)
Molecular function (GO): zinc ion binding; nucleic acid binding
Source: RefSeq, a predicted model, not a curated record